Messenger RNA from Trachymyrmex cornetzi, 1870 nucleotides. Its product is annotated as prostaglandin reductase 1. The record is from RefSeq and is a predicted model, not a curated record. Gene Ontology annotation, cellular component: cytoplasm. The coding region runs from base 557 to 1723 and encodes 388 amino acids. Gene Ontology annotation, biological process: prostaglandin metabolic process. Gene Ontology annotation, molecular function: 2-alkenal reductase [NAD(P)H] activity; 15-oxoprostaglandin 13-reductase [NAD(P)+] activity. The transcript has 4 exons. NCBI's taxonomy places the organism in Eukaryota, Metazoa, Arthropoda, Insecta, Hymenoptera, Formicidae.
CUUUAGAAGUACCUCCACCAAGCGGCACGAUCCCCCAAUAGUUGUUCAGUCGGCAACAAUACGCAGCUGUGUGAGCGUCGAAAACUCCGAGCGUUGCAUUUCGCAAUGACUGGAACAAUAAUGCACCUACUCAUUCAUCUCAUCUGAUUCAGAAGUUUUUGACUAAACACGGCAUUGUUCAACUUCGUCAACCUCCGUACAAUCCAGAUAUAGCCCCGCGUGACUUGGUUAUUUCCUAAGUUAAAACAUCUUCUAAAGGGUAAAAGAUUUGACGAUGUUAAGGAAAUAAAGCAAAAUGCGACGAGGGGGCUGUUGGCUAUCACAAUAAACGACUUCCGAUUGCUUUCGCAAGUGGGUGCACCGUUGGUAGAAGCUCAUUACUUCGAAAGGAAACUACUUUGAAGGCGACGUUGUUCAUAUCACUCCGGAAUAGCUCUUUCUCAUGAUACAGACAAAGGUCGGAUACUUCUGGAACAGACCUCGUACUCUUUAAGAGUUAGUGUCAAUCUAUCUAACAUAUCUGCGCAUUUCAAACGAUUUGUGUGCAAAUAUAAAGAUGAUCAUGUUCAAAUCAAUGCAGCGUGAGGUAUCGUGGGAUCGCUGUCGCUUCAUCGUGACUAUUAUUGCUCGUUCCUUUCGUGAUAACAGUGAAAUCGCAUUGACGAUUCCGAGGAAUAUUUGUAUUCGAAAUUUUUCGUCGCAAUCACACGAGAUAAUGAAGGCGAGGAAAUAUGUGGUGGUAAAUCAUUUCGUUAAUGAAGCGAAGCCGACAGAUCUAAAAUUGGUGGAAGAAGAGCUGCCGCCGUUGCAGGAUGGAGAAUACCUCGCGGAAGCUGAAUACUUUUCUGUGGACCCAUACAUGAGACCGUACGUGAGAAGAUAUCCGCUCGGGAUCACGAUGCUCGGUACUCAAAUCGCCAAGAUCGUAGAAUCUAAAAAUCCAGCUUUCCCAGUUAACAAGAGGAUCGUCGGAAACAUGGGAUGGAGAACUCACACGAUUGUCAAUCCAAAAUUCAAAGAUUUAGUGUUCCAAGAACACCCGUACCUUUUGCCAGACAUAGGUGAUUUGCCGUCGUCCCUUUGUCUUGGCAUUCUAGGAAUGCCGGGUAACACAGCAUAUUUCGGCUUGCUGGAGUUAUGCAAACCGAAGUCUGGCGAAACAAUCGUUGUCAGCGGAGCCGCUGGUGCGAUCGGCUCUCACGUAGGUCAGAUUGCCAAGAAUCUAGGCCUAAAUGUCAUCGGUAUAUGCGGUUCCGACGAGAAGUGCAACUGGCUUAUUGAGGAAAUGGGUUUCGAUUUCGCCAUCAAUUACAAGACUAUGCCAGUUGCGUCCAAUCUACGCAAAGCUGCUCCACAAGGCGUGGAUUGCUAUUUCGAUAAUGUUGGCGGCGAUAUCUCUAGCGCAGUCAUGUACCAGAUGAAGCCGUUUGGCCGAGUAGCCGUGUGCGGUAGCAUCUCGAGCUACGACGCGGACAGCUCGUCUUUGCCAAAGUGUACAAUUCUGCAACCCAUUUUAUCGAAACAUGAAUUGAGAGUAGAGGGUUUCCUCGUUACACGCUGGAUGAAUCGAUGGAAUGAAGGCAUUAUGCAGAAUCUGCAAUGGCUACGCGAGGGCAAACUUCGUUACCGUGAAACCGAGACCAAAGGCUUCGAGAACAUGUUUGAGGCGUUUAUCGGCAUGCUGCGCGGCGAGAACAUCGGUAAAGCGAUCGUCCAGGCGUAGACAUUAUACAUCUAUCGGCGCGAACUGAACCUAUACAUAUUUCUCAUAAUAUUAAUGCCUUCUCUGAAUUCUAUAACUACAUAUUAUGUAUAAUGUUUUCUUAUAUUUCUGAAAUAUUGAGAAAGAAUCGAAUUUUGUACUUAAUUU